This is a messenger RNA of Mya arenaria, 1134 nucleotides long. RefSeq lists its product as uncharacterized. NCBI's taxonomy places the organism in Eukaryota, Metazoa, Mollusca, Bivalvia, Myida, Myidae. The record is from RefSeq and is a predicted model, not a curated record. Bases 238 to 894 code for a protein of 218 amino acids. The transcript has a single exon.
GCAUUGCAAACCAUAUUAUUUGUUCUCUCUCCGUGUGGUCGUCACAAACAUUCCAUAGAUGAGAAUAUUUUCAGAGCGGACCUCCUGGAGAGCUUGUGUCGUCGGUCUGAACAAAAGUUCGCUACCAUCACGGAUCAAAGGGAGUUGCAAAAGGAAUCGGAUUUGUACAUUGUUAUUGUCAGGUUAAGAGUCCAGCUCAGCGAAAACUUGAGCGGAAAUGCCAGACUUAUAUCAGAAAUGCGGAGGAACUUGCCGGGUGGAGUUAACACCUAUUAUGCUGACUUAAUAUACCACGGCAGGCACGUGUUGACCGCGAUACAGGAGAGGGACCUACAAGCAGUUAAGAAUUACGCGGAUGAAGUAGAAAUGAUGUGUAUUGGCUGCAGCGAUGCAAGUAUCCGAGCGCUGUUUCAUCAUAGAAUGGUGUUUGUCUACAGGAAAUUGUUUCAGAAACGUCCAACGGUCGAAAUAUACAUGGAAAUCUUGAGACAUUGUGACAAGGGACUGCGCUCAGUACAAAACCUCGACACCGACAUAAACAUGUUCUUUACCGAGUUCUUCCUGAUAAAGAUGUGUCUUACUCGCAUGAAAAUUAACGUCGACUUUACCCUUGCCGACACAGAGGAUAUACCGACAACAGCGGCAGAUAGGAGUCAAAUAUGUUCUCAUCUUGGUCAUAUUGAGGCCGAGUAUUUGCCUAGUAUGCGAGCCAGAGGCGCAAUGAUGUUUCACGUCUGCAAAGCCAGAGCAGUGGAGUCUACUGACAGACGACUUGCUGUCCAAUACAUAGACAGGGCAAUGAACCUUGCGAAUGACGGACUUAUUUUUGAAGAAAGGCGUCAGAAUCUCGAAUCAUACAGACGCAAGGUAGUCGAGAACCAAACAAGUGACUGACUAUAUGUCUCAUUUGUUGUGCAUAGGAGUUUUGUUUGUAUUGCGUCCAUAUCGUAUUUGCAGCUGUCCAUAUACAUUUGUUUUCAAUGGUUAUCACCGUUUUUUGCAUUUUUUGUGUGUUUAGAAUACAUGUCAAUAUACAAAAUAAUCUCAGUUACAAAAUAGGGUGCCAAAUGUGUUUUUAUUGAUCACAUAAUAUAAUGGUUUAUCUGUUGUUUUAGUAAAUAAAAGUAUUCGUGG